Messenger RNA from Anisakis simplex (herring worm), 339 nucleotides. The record is from the annotation of a GenBank genome assembly. Lineage: Eukaryota; Metazoa; Nematoda; Chromadorea; Rhabditida; Anisakidae.
AUGUUAUCGAAGGAUGCGUAUAGUGAUACGUUCGUGACGGGUGCUUGCAAGACAGUCCAGUCGUGGUUACAAAUCGGCAUAGUUUCGCUGGUCACUAACGUCUGGUGUGAUGUUAAUUUUACAUUACCGAUACUGCUACGUCUAAAAACACUACAAAGUCGUCUCUGCUUUGACGAACACAUUCACUACACCGAUACAUCCGAACCGAUCAGUAUGGAGGUUACUUUGCUUGCUGCGCUCUUGACAAUCCAUCUGACUGCAGUUGUUUCAACAGGUGAGCUUUUGAAGAUUACUCCUCUUAUCCUUGGCUACUUUUCGAUCAUUAUUUCGGAUAAAUGA